Contarinia nasturtii (swede midge) is the source of this 805-nucleotide messenger RNA. Its product is annotated as NPC intracellular cholesterol transporter 2 homolog a-like. The record is from RefSeq and is a predicted model, not a curated record. Bases 151 to 612 code for a protein of 153 amino acids. The transcript has 4 exons. Gene Ontology annotation, molecular function: sterol binding. Gene Ontology annotation, biological process: intracellular cholesterol transport. Lineage: Eukaryota; Metazoa; Arthropoda; Insecta; Diptera; Cecidomyiidae.
AUCAACAUCAUCGGCUCAUAACUUGAGUUCUAUUUCAGUCGAACGGUUGCUGGCAAAAUCACUGCUGACUUACUAUUGUGAAAUCAAUUUCGAAUAGUGUUAAAAAUAAGAAACAAAUUAAAAACGGUUUUCUAAAACAUACAAAACAAAAUGGACAAGUUUUUAGUAUUGACAUUGACGUUUGCAUUGAUUUUUGGCUCAAACAAUGCACUGGAAUUCAAAGAUUGUGGUUCGGAAUUGGGGAAAUUCAGCAAAGUUGUUGUAUCUAAUUGUGACGAAGCGUCUAGUGUUUGCGUCUUAAAACGUCACACAAAUGCAACCAUUGACUUGGAUUUUAAUUUGGUUGAUGACAGCAAAAUUGAGAAUGUGUCAACUGUUGUACAUGGUGUUAUACUCGGUGUAGAGAUGCCUUUUCCGUUGGCAAAUCCGAAUGCUUGUGUUGACAGUGGCAUCGAAUGUCCAUUAGAAAAAGGAAAAAACUACAAUUAUCAACAAACGUUGCCAGUUUUGAAGUCCUAUCCAAAGGUUUCCGUUACCGUCAAAUGGGAAUUGAAAGAUGUGACAAGUGCAAAAACUAUUAUCUGCGUUCUUAUUCCAGCCAGAAUCGAAUAAAUAACAACGGAAUGUCAAUCAACUGUGACAUUCUAAAAAUCAGCAUCAUUUCAAUGUUACAUGGGGUCAUCAUUUAAUUAAAACUCAUCAAAACACAAGCAAUGUUUUAUUAUUAUUAUUAUUAGUUUGCUGUAUAACGCUCCCUUUAUCAGAAAUAAAAGCAAACCGCAUUGCGACUACGUUGAAUUAAUAA